Messenger RNA from Amorphotheca resinae ATCC 22711, 1097 nucleotides. RefSeq lists its product as hypothetical. Lineage: Eukaryota; Fungi; Ascomycota; Leotiomycetes; Helotiales; Amorphothecaceae. The transcript is spliced from 2 exons. The coding region runs from base 158 to 988 and encodes 276 amino acids. Gene Ontology annotation, molecular function: serine-type endopeptidase activity. Gene Ontology annotation, cellular component: membrane. Gene Ontology annotation, biological process: retrograde vesicle-mediated transport, Golgi to endoplasmic reticulum. The record is from RefSeq and is a predicted model, not a curated record.
ACAACACCAAGAACACUUGGCCUUCUGACAAACGCCAAUUCUCGCUCAGCAUCCUGUUCCUGUCCUAUAACACCUGGUUCCUUGCGCCUACAAUGCGUCAAUGAGAGCAAUAUAUAGACUUUCCGGUUUACAUCAUCACUGACCAGAACCCCUCGCCAUGCUCUCAACCGGCUUCACGGAUGCCCCUGUGUCCCGCAGCCUUGUGUAUGGCAUCGUCGCAACGUCAAUCCUAGUCAGCAUCACAGAUGCGAAGCACUACUUCUAUAUCCAGGUCGACCCUCACCUAUGGCAGUACCAUCAGAUAUGGCGGGUCUUCAUCUACCAACUCUGCUGCACCAAUUCGACCGAGGUGCUCUUCGCCGCCAUGACAUUCUACAAUAUGCGAGUGAUAGAGAGACUAUGGGGCUCUCGUAAAUACGCUUCCUUCAUCCUCCUAACCUACGCCCUGACAACGAUCGUCCCACCCCUCCUCCUCGCCCUCUUCCUCCGCCCCCUCUCCUUCAACACCUUUAACUACCUCCCCGCCGGCCCCACGGCCCUCCUCUUUGCAAUCCUCGCUCAGUACCACGCCGCCAUCCCCCAUAUCUACAAAUACCGGCUCGCGGCCUCCGCAUCUCCACCCACUGACGCCCCCUUCGUCGGCCUCACCCUCUCCGACAAAUCCUACACCUACCUACCCGCACUCCAACUCUCUCUCUCCCAAUUCCCGGGCUCUCUCCUCUGUGCCGUCAUAGGCUGGGUAGCAGGUCAUAGUUUCCGGAACGAUAUCCUGCCCGGCGCAGUCACGAGAUGGAGGGUUCCCGGCUGGGUGGUGGGUAUCAAGACGCAGAAGCGAGCUGAGGAAUUCGAGGGGUUGAGGAGGAGGCUCGAGAGCGAGAAUUCCAAUCCGAUCCUGGCGACAGGUAGCGAUGGACGCUUGGGCGGGGAGCAGGGCAGGAGGAGAACGCUGGGAAGACAGCUUCUAGAUCAGUUCAGGGGCGCUUUUUGAGACGGAAACGUAUAUAUAUACAUAUGUGCUUCCAGUUAUAAAGAUGCAUUUGAGCGCGCAAUAUAUAGAAAACUCUAAUCAAAAAAUCGAUCUACAAAACAAAACAAGG